AUGCACAUCUUCAAGUCUUACCUCCCCCUGCUCCUCGCUUCCGGUGCCACCCUUACCGCGGGUCAGGCAUGUAAUCGGCGCAUGGCUAUACGAUCGGCACCAGAUCAUGACCUGUUCUUGCACCUCACCGAUAAUGGCCCUAGAUCUCUGCAAGCCAGACAGGAUAGCACAGAUCCAUGGAGAGAAUCGAAGCCAAAGGGUCCCAUCUGCAGGUCCGGGAGUUCCUAUACCGUAGCGCAGUGUCACAUUGACCAGCUGAAGGCCAAAGGGUGCAACGUGGUUGCGUGUGUUUCAGCAGGAGCGGCUUGCUUUGCUACGUGUGCCUCGGCGGGUGCACAGGGUGGCAUUGAUGCGCUGGCGGACAUUGCAUGCUUGGCAGCUAUUGGGACCUUCACUGCGGAGUGUGCUGACUGUGAUCCGCGGUCAGUGGGCGCCAUUUGA
Fulvia fulva is the source of this 441-nucleotide messenger RNA. RefSeq lists its product as uncharacterized. The transcript has 3 exons. The record is from RefSeq and is a predicted model, not a curated record. NCBI's taxonomy places the organism in Eukaryota, Fungi, Ascomycota, Dothideomycetes, Mycosphaerellales, Mycosphaerellaceae. The coding region runs from base 1 to 441 and encodes 146 amino acids.